This is a messenger RNA of Zasmidium cellare ATCC 36951, 744 nucleotides long. RefSeq lists its product as uncharacterized. The record is from RefSeq and is a predicted model, not a curated record. The transcript has a single exon. The coding region runs from base 1 to 744 and encodes 247 amino acids. Lineage: Eukaryota; Fungi; Ascomycota; Dothideomycetes; Mycosphaerellales; Mycosphaerellaceae.
AUGCAAAACAACCGCGUCGCUCAAGACCACGGCACUUUUGUGCCAGAGUCUCCCGUCAUUCUGGUCGAUGCGCCACGUCAUGAUGAAGUGUCCAUCACAGCCCGCAAGAAAGGCGUCACCAUCGGACACGGCGAUCUCAUGUUGCGCACCAUGGCAAUCGAGAAGUCCUUCUUCAACAACGGACCGCCAUUGACGGCCUCGCCGCUGACGGCGCAACUCGGCUUUCCUCUCGAAGCUGUAGCAUCACCAAUGAACGAGUCGAUCGCGUACAACUAUCCCGUGAACGAAAUGUUCGCUUCCUCCAAUCCGGAAUCGUCUGAGUUCUUGACAGACUACACUGCUUUCUACGGGGACGUCUCGCUCGUUCGUGCGGACGGCAAGGCCAUGAGUCCGCUCCAGAUUGAGGCGCUAUUGACGUACAUCAAUCAGACGCGGAAGAAGUGGUUGACGAAGACCAGACACAUGAAGGAGGGAGAGGCGAAGGAGGUUGAAAGAAAGAAGGUGAAGGCCAGACUGACGCCGGAGGCUUUCCACACGUUCUUCGAGAACUUACGGCGCCAGAUGCUGCGCGCGGGCAACCAGGCAUUCAAGAACGUGGUGUCUCCUGUCAGCAUCACUCUCAGCGAGGUUGCACCAGCAUGUGGUGCCUGCUACGCCAAAGCUGAGCCAGGCAAGCACUUGCUGACUUGCGCCAAGUCCAAGACGAGGUACUACUGCGGUCGGGCAUGUCAGAAAGAGGAUUGA